UUACAGUUAACCUUAUCUCCAUUAUCGGUCGUUUAAUUUUCGCCCAAAUAUAGCCUACUCCAGUUUCAUAGCACCACCUAGUGGACAAAUAGGCUUAUGCAUAGUAUUAUUAUUGUCAGCGUUAGUUUCAAAUGUUAUCUAACGAGUUACAGCUUCUGAAUUUGUCUCAAUAUUUCGACAAAAGAUGUUUUUAUUAUGUACACUGUACUUGAAAAUAUAAGUGAAAUUAUGUGAUGUUCAUUAGUUGUUUUAUAGACUUGUAAUUCAUAUCUAUACACCAUAAAAAGUUUUUUUGUCGGUGUUUAGUGCGAUUUAGAUUGUUAGCAUUCAAGCGUGUGUGUCGAUGAAAAGUUUGGCCAUUAUUAUUACUUACCUACUUGUUUUGAAUUGGCCAUCAAAUAAAGUACUUUUGAAUUUAAUUGAAUUGAAUGUUUGACAUAUCGAAUCAAUGAUGUAACAUUAUUAGAUAUGUAUAUAACACUACGCAAUAGUUGCAUAAUAGCAGGAGGCGAAUCAUUUCGACAACAAAUGAUUACACUGAAGUCUAUAAAUCAUACUUUUUUAUCGCAAUAAUACCAGCUGUACCUUAUGUGUUUACAAAAUGUGUGAAUAAUGGUAUUUAGUUGGAGAAAAUACCUAAGUUCGGAGAAUAGCUUCGGAUAUAUUUUGGAGGCGGAACUCUGUCGCUAUUCGCCAAACGCUGGUCCGGAACAAUAACAGCCGGACACCGUCUUCCGGUGUUUAGCGACAUGGAAGUUGAAAGUUUUGUCUCCAAAUCGCUGGAGCUGCUACGGGAAGAAAGAGAGGCCGAAUUGGCAGAAACUCGGUCAUUGCAGGAGAAUGCCUCUCUUAAAGAUUUACAACGCAAAGGCGUUUGUCUACUGAAGCUGCAUGUAGCCAGUGAAAGGACCAGCUUGUACGGACGCCUCCUUGUAGUGUUUGAACCGCGAAAGCACGUGGCCAGUUCCACCUUGCCGAGCAACAGCUUCAGCCCUGGAGACAUCGUGGGCGUGUACGACACGGCCGGAAUCAGUGCGGCCUCGCAGCUGGGCACGGGGGUGGUGACGCGCGUGACCCAGUCGGCUGUAUCUGUGGCGUUUGACGAGUCUCAUGAUGGCCUUGGUUUGGAUGGGGAAGCUCUUUACAAUCUCCUGAAACUAGCCAAUGACGUUACCUACAAGCGCCUGAAAAAUGCCCUGACCGCCCUCAACAACUACCGUGCUGGUGUAGCUUCCAGUCUCAUAAAUUUAUUUUUUGGCUCUUCUCAACCAGGAACCCCUCUACAGUCAAGUGAUGUGGAGUUCUUCAACCCUGAUUUGGACGAGUCCCAGAGGGAAGCUGUGUCCUUCGCUCUGUCCCAGCGGGAAGUCGCCAUCAUCCACGGGCCCCCUGGAACAGGGAAGACCACCACCGUGGUGGAGAUUAUCCUGCAAGCUGUUCGACGUGGGCUGAAGGUCCUCUGCUGUGCUCCGUCUAACGUGGCUGUUGACAACCUGCUGGAGAGGCUGGUAGGGGGCAAGGCGCGGGUGCUGCGUCUGGGUCACCCCGCACGCCUGCUGGAGGCAGCGCAUAAGCACUCCCUGGAGGCUGCGCUGGCCCACGGCGAUGGCGCCUCCAUCGUCGCCGACAUCCGCAGCGACAUCGACAAGGCCUUGGCGAAGAUGAAGAGGGUGCGUGACAAAGGCGAGCGGAGUCAGCUUAGGGCGGAGGUGCGGGAGCUGCGGAGGGAACUGGCUGGCAGGGAGGAGGCAGCCAUGAGGCAGACCCUCAAAGGCGCCGAUGUGAUGCUGGCCACCAACACGGGGGCCAGCGACGACGGGCCACUGAAGGUCCUGCCCGCUGAACACUUUGACCUGCUGGUGAUCGACGAAUGCGGCCAGGCGCUGGAGGGCAGCUGCUGGAUCCCCCUGCUCAGAGCCCGUCGCUGCGUCUUGGCCGGAGACCACCAGCAGCUCCCGCCCGUGGUCAAGUCACCCGCGGCGGCCUCCAAGGGCCUGGGCCUGAGCCUGAUGGAGAGGCUCAUCCAGGCGCUGGGCGGCGGUGUGGUGCGAAUGCUGACCGUGCAGUACCGCAUGAACGCCGGCAUCAUGUGCUGGGCCUCCGAGCAGAUGUACCAGGGCAGGCUGUCUGCUCACGGCUCCGUGGAGGGGCACCUGCUCAGAGAUCUGGCAGGAGUGUCCAGCGCGGAGGAGACGGACACUCCCCUCUUUCUGAUCGACACGGCAGGCUGUGGCCUCUGUGAGAUGGAGGCCGCAGAUGAGCAGUCCCGAGGCAAUGAAGGUGAAGCAGACGUGGUGGCGAUGCACGUGGAAGCACUGACCAAGGCAGGAGUGAAGGCCAGGGACAUAGCCGUCAUUGCACCUUAUAACCUGCAGGUGGAACUUCUUAGGCAGAGACUCUCGCAGAAACAUCCUGAGCUGGAGAUCAAGUCUGUGGAUGGCUUCCAGGGCAGAGAGAAGGAGGCUGUGGUGCUGUCAUUGGUCAGAUCUAACAGGAAAGGAGAAGUGGGCUUCCUGGCUGAGGACAGGAGGAUCAACGUGGCGGUGACCCGCGCUCGGCGCCACCUGGCGGUGGUGUGCGACUCGCAGACGGUGCGGCACCAUGCCUUCCUGCGCUCGCUCGUGGAUUACUUAGCGGAGCACGGGGAGGUCCGGACGGCUUUCGAGUACCUGGAGCAUGCCGUGCCGCAGAACUACAGCCGGGACCAGGAGACUGGUCGGAAUAAGGAGGCCCGGACGCAGGGAAAGAAGAGGGAGACGGAGAGGAGGAAAGUGUCUGAGAAGAGGAGCCCGGCAGUGGAUAGACCACCGGCCUCCUGCACUGGAAGCGACAGGGUCUCCCAUCCCACCCUGGAGGGGCAAACAAAGGUCCGUGAAGAAGAACUCAAAGAGCAGCUCCUGGGCUUCAUGGAGGACCCAGAGAGGAGCCGCCUGGACUUCCCCGCAUCACUAAGUGCCCGUGAUCGCCUGCUGGUGCAUCAGAUUGCAGAGGAGCUGGGCCUGAGCCACAAGAGUGCGGGCACGGGCAGGGAGCGGCGUAUCACCGUCACCCGGGCGACCCACAAGGAGAAGGAGGAGGAGGAGGAGGAGGCUCCAGCAGAGGUCACACCCCCAGAACCACCGCAGGCUGACCCCGAGGAGCAUCUUCAGGAGGAGACCCGGGCAGCCAUCCAGGUUGACCUGAAGACCCUGCACCUGGAGCGCAUGAAGCGAGAGCAGGCCAAGAGGGAGGAGAAGGCCAAGCAGCGGAAGGAUCCCGAAGUAGCAGCUCAGAGUAAAACCUGUAAGAAGGCCAAGCAUGCAAACAAAGGAAAGAGCAGCAUCAAAACAGUGGUGCCCCCCGACGAGGACGACUUUGACACGCUCAUCGACGCUGUGGUGAAGGCUGAGAGCGUCUGUGGCUUCGGGAAGUGCAAAGCCGGCGUGCAGACCCUGGGCCAGCUCUGCCCCUUCUGCAACAGGCUCUACUGCCUGAGUCAUCACAUCCCAGAGGUGCAUGGCUGCGGGGGCCAGGCCAAGGCUGAGACCCGGAGGAGAAUAAGCAGAGAAGGGGUUCUGUAUGCGGGCAGCGGCCCGAAGGACAAAUCCAUGGAGCCCAGCAAAAAGGCCUACCUCCAGAGGAAACUGGACUCCAAGCUGAAAGACCUCGCAAAUCAGCGGAAAACCAAGCCAAGAGAAAAGGAGCAAUGAAUUAUUUAUUCUAAAUGAUGUGAAAAUAAUGAUAAUGGUGAUCAAGUAAGAAAAAAUAUCUGAAAUAAAUAUAUCUACUAUACAGACUUAUGUAGUAUGAUGCUGUCUGUCCCCUACCUAAAUCUGGCUGAUGGUCAGUACUGCAUUGCAUAUUGGACACUUUAUAUACAAAUUCUAUUCGCUAUACAUUUACAGUUGUGUGUGUCCUUGAAUAAUUAUGUACUAAUUGAUUUGCAGAUUUCAGGCAGUAUUGGCUCUUUGGCUUUUUUCUGUAUUUUUUUCUCCGUUGAAGCUGCAAAGGUCCCCUGGAUGAAGCCUUCGAGUGGCCGUUGCUUCCCUGAGCUGAUGCCGUUUGUGUUUCUCGUUCCAAAAGACGCAGUCUUACUCCCCAGCAUCAGCAAAAUAAUUAGCUGAAAUAUUCUGCAAUUAUCACAGAAUUUGUAUUAUGCCAAUGACAAAGCGCAGCAUAACCAGAUAUUAAGAUAAAAAUGCAUCGUUAAAAUGAAGUGAAAUGUGGUUGGUAUGUAAAGAUGAAUAUUGAUGAAGAAGAUUCUUAACAGUCAUGCACUGUCCUCUUCAAUCAAUGUGCUCCAGUCUCCAGUGAAAGAUCUUAACUUAUGAUUUUUCCAUGUUCCCGUCCAAAUUAGGAAUAAUUGCUAGUACUUUCAAAUAUCUGAUAGUAUUUUUGAGAAUCUUUGAUCUGGACCUUAGAAGUGAUCACCGUAUCUCCUUAACAUUUGAAUUUGGCCUUUGAAUUUGCAUCCAUUCGUUUUCCACGGCGACUUAUCCAGUGUUCACGAAGCAAGGUUCUGUCCCAGGAAGUUUAGGCCAUGAAGUUGGGGACACUGCACAGGAUGCCCAACCAGGAGAAGCUCUUAGCACAGUGUUUCCCAAGCCGGUCCUUGGGGUCCCCCAGAGAGCCCACAUUUCUGCUCGCUCCCAGUUCCCAGUAGUUGGGUGGGAGCAAAAAUGAGGAGUGCAGACAGCUCUUCCAUUGUGUUAAAGAAGUGCAUUUAGACGUCUUAACCUGGAUCCAUCGCCACCUUCAUCUUGUCAGGAUAAUCAGCAGCCCAAAUGCAUCUCGGCAGGGCCCAGUGCUGCACAGAUAGCACUGUGAGCUACAGCUGAUCAAUACCUGCAACUGAGGAAAGAUUAAUGACAGGGGGUGCUGUCUGUGUAUACCAGGAUUCAACCAUAGCUUCUGGUGUUCCUCUCUAAAGGGGCAAUAGCACAGAUUGUGGGUGGAAUUAGGAGUUAUCCCUGAGAUAAACAAACAAACAAAAUAGACCUAAUAAUAUCCAUAGGCCAUGACUAAAGACUGUCUUUUCUUUCUGUAUUCCAUGGGAUAUAAAUAUAUUUUCCAUGCAAUUGCCUCCACCAGCUACCUGUAUCCAAACAUACUAUUUUAAUUCUCCAGAACUAUUUAUUGAUUUCCUUUUCCAUUCCUUAUUGUAGCUCUAGUUACCAAUAAUAAGAGUGAACCCUUUUUUCUUCAGAUAUGUUGAUGCAUUUAUGUAAUUAGUUGUAUUGCUGUAUGAAUUUCCACUAUGCGGGCAGACAGGUGUGUUUCCUUGUAUCAAUACCAUCUGAAUCCCAUGGCUAGGUAUCCACAGACACAUGAUAUUACUAAACUAAUAGUACGUCAUGCUGUUAUUAAAGCAGUGAUUACCAUCUAUUCUGACUGACAGGUAGUGAAAGCAGCGAAAACUGUCUAGCACCAUUUUCAAGAUAUUAUGAACCAAACCAAAGAUGUACUUGAUGGGCCAUCAAGUUGACUUCAACUCCCAGUGACACACAGAUGUCUUUCUUCCAGAAUGCCAUGUUCCCGCAGGGGCCUCCAGCUCCCUCAAGGCAUGCGCAUUGCUGUGUUGACUCUUUCCAUCCAUCUUGCUGUCGGUUAUUUCUCCACCUUUCACUUUAAUUUUUCCCGAGCGUUUGUGUUUUAAGUGGAAAAACUCACGCUUGAUUUAAUCUGGAAAGUAAUUGUGUCCUGAUGGUCCAGGCAUUUCUUUUAAAAGUCCAUUAACAUA
Paramormyrops kingsleyae is the source of this 5719-nucleotide messenger RNA. It is a transcript of the gene ighmbp2, whose product is annotated as immunoglobulin mu DNA binding protein 2. Gene Ontology annotation, cellular component: nucleus; cytoplasm. Lineage: Eukaryota; Metazoa; Chordata; Actinopteri; Osteoglossiformes; Mormyridae. Gene Ontology annotation, molecular function: 5'-3' DNA helicase activity; zinc ion binding; DNA binding. The record is from RefSeq and is a predicted model, not a curated record.